UACAGCUAAAAAUCUCAUCUUUAAUAAUGGCAGCUCUUUCCAUAAGCUUCAUUGUAGGUGUAAUUGGUAACAUAAUAUCCAUAUUGGUUUUCCUGUCUCCAAUAACAACGUUUAGAGGUAUAGUGAAGAAGAAAGCAACAGAGAAUUUCAAAGGGAUACCGUAUAUUUGCACGCUGUUAAGUACAUCAUUAUGGACAUAUUAUGGUCUUCUUAAACCUGAUGGUAUGCUUAUUGUCACUGUUAAUGGUGCUGGUGCUGUUCUUCAAGUUAUCUACGUUACUCUUUUCAUCAUCUACGCACCUAGAGACUCUAAGAUUAAACAUUUGAAGUUGGUGGGGAUUUUGAACGUUGGGUUUUACGGGGCCGUAGUACUAAUUACAUUACUUGCUACACAUGGAAGUCUACGGCUUACCAUUGUUGGAUUCAUUUGUGCAGGAGUAACUUUAGGAAUGUAUGGUGCUCCAUUAGGAGCCAUGAAAAAUGUGGUAGUGACGAAGAGCGUGGAGUACAUGCCGUUUAUGUUGACGUUUUUUCUUUUUCUCAAUGGUGGGAUUUGGUCAGUUUACUCAUUACUCAUCAAGGACUUCUUCAUCGGGGUGCCAAAUGCGAUUGGUUUUGUGUUAGGAUCAGUUCAGUUAAUCAUGUAUAUCAUAUACAACAACAAAUCGAAGGCAAAGAAGUUACCGUUGGAGAAACUCGAAGAAGAAGGAGCAGCUCAUUUGGUUCAUGGAACCGUUGAAAUGGACAAGUACAACGAAGACAUGAAGAUAAAGAAAGAAAGAAGCCUAAACAAAAUAUGGAGUCUACCUAAACCAACUGUGUUAAGACAACUUAGUUUGCAGAAAAUUGUUAAAUUACAUUCUACGAAUGUAGAUUCUCUGCCACUUAGUACCGAGGAUGAUGAUGAUGUUGAGAAUCAAAAUCGGAACCUUGUUAACAACAUCAAACAUCUACCUAGGUAGUCAGUUUUACAAUUUGCGAAUCUAUUAAUAAGAGGUCUUGGGAACACCCUGAGCCUUCGGCCCC
Messenger RNA from Papaver somniferum (opium poppy), 1026 nucleotides. RefSeq names its product bidirectional sugar transporter SWEET16-like. The transcript is spliced from 5 exons. Bases 27 to 962 code for a protein of 311 amino acids. The record is from RefSeq and is a predicted model, not a curated record. Gene Ontology annotation, biological process: carbohydrate transport. Gene Ontology annotation, molecular function: sugar transmembrane transporter activity. Gene Ontology annotation, cellular component: membrane. Lineage: Eukaryota; Viridiplantae; Streptophyta; Magnoliopsida; Ranunculales; Papaveraceae.